Molecule: messenger RNA, 3256 nt
Organism: Alosa alosa (allis shad)
Lineage: Eukaryota; Metazoa; Chordata; Actinopteri; Clupeiformes; Clupeidae
Gene: msnb
Product: moesin b
Exons: 14
Coding region: 415-2148 (577 amino acids)
Biological process (GO): positive regulation of protein localization to early endosome; regulation of cell shape; positive regulation of early endosome to late endosome transport
Cellular component (GO): microvillus; filopodium; plasma membrane
Molecular function (GO): actin binding; cell adhesion molecule binding
Source: RefSeq, a predicted model, not a curated record
UUGCAUUAAAUACAUUUUAAUCUUACAUUGCCUCUAGUUUUGCCGAAAUGAAGUCGAUAUUUUAAAUAAGGUGGAUUCUGUGAGCAUUAUAGUUAAUAAGCCUACAAUCUCUUACUGACACAUUAAACAAACUAACACUAGGUUUACUGCAUUGCAGCUAAACUGUUGCAUGCUACUGUUCUUUUAACAUAACCACAGUACUGCUAUUACUGGAGACUAAUCUUAGAUUCCACAGCUGCCAUUGGAUUAGUGAGAGGAAAAGUCCCUUUAAACAAUGCAAUGGGCAGGUUUAAUGAAGGGUAAUCCUUGUAAAUAUUGCAAGCACUUUCAUAUGACUUGGUGGAGAGAGGACUACUGCAACAGGACCUGGUAGACUGUUGUGAAAUAAAGGACCAUAAAAAAAAAAAUACCAAAAUGUCUAUAAAUGUACGUGUCACGACAAUGGAUGCAGAGCUGGAGUUUGCCAUCCAGCCUAGCACUACAGGCAAACAACUCUUUGACCAAAUUGUCAAGACAAUUGGGUUGAGAGAGAUCUGGUUCUUCGGGCUCCAGUAUCAAGACAGCAAGGGAUUCUCGACAUGGCUCAAGCUCAAUAAGCGGGUUACAGCCCAGGACGUCAGGAAAGAGAACCCACUUCUGAUCAAGUUCCGGGCCAAGUUCUACCCUGAGGACGUAGCCGAAGAGCUCAUACAGGAGGCCACACAGCGGCAGUUCUUCCUCCAGGUGAAAGAGGGCAUCCUCAACGAUGACAUCUACUGCCCCCCGGAGACCGCUGUACUGCUGGCCUCCUAUGCUGUGCAGACCAAAUAUGCAGACUACAACAAGGACUACCACAUCCCUGGCUACCUAUGUAGGGACAAGCUGCUCCCUCAGAGAGUGCUGGAACAGCACAAACUGACCAAGGAACAGUGGGAGGAACGUAUCAUGGUCUGGCACAGACAGCAUAAGGGCGUGCUGAGGGAGGACGCCAUGGUGGAAUACCUGAAGAUUGCCCAGGACCUGGAGAUGUAUGGGGUGAAUUACUUCAGUAUUAAGAACAAGAAGGGCUCUGAGCUUUGGCUGGGAGUUGAUGCCUUGGGACUCAACAUUUACGAGCGUUCAGACAAGCUGACGCCCAAAAUUGGAUUCCCAUGGAGCGAGAUAAGGAACAUUUCCUUCAACGACAAGAAGUUUGUCAUAAAGCCAAUUGACAAAAAAUCUCCAGACUUUGUGUUCUAUGCUCCCCGACUGCGCAUCAACAAGCGCAUCCUGGCGCUGUGCAUGGGCAACCACGACCUGUACAUGCGCAGACGCAAACCCGACACCAUCGAGGUGCAGCAGAUGAAGGCUCAGGCCAGGGAGGAGAAGACCAAGAGACAACAGGAGAGAGCCCUUUUGGAGAACGAGAAGAAGAAGAGAGAGAAUGCAGAGAAGGAGACGGAGAAGAUCGCCCGGGAGACCAUGGAGCUGAUGGAGAGACUGAGACAGAUCGAGGAACAAACGAAAAAAGCCCAGGAGGAGCUGGAGGAGCAGACCAAGCGAGCCCUGGAGCUGGAGAAGGAGCGUAAGUUCGCCCAGGAGGAGGCCGAGCGUCUGGACAAGGACCGGCGUCUGGCCGAGGAGGCCAAGACUGCACUGCUGCAGCAGUCCGAGAGCCAGCUCAAGAACCAGGAGAACCUGGCCACAGAGCUCGCUGCACUCACUUCAAAGAUCUCCCUCCUCGAGGACGCCAAGAAGAAGAAGGAGGAUGAGGCCCGCAAGUGGCAGAAAAGGGCUUAUCUGCUUGAGAGUGACCUGGAGAGGAUGAAAGAGAAGUUGAAGAGUAAGCUAAUGGGCGUCCACAUCCAGGAGCUGCACCAGGCGGAGAACGACCAUGAGGAGAACGACGAGAGCAGCGCCGAGGCCAGCGCCGAGCUGACCGCCACCGGGACGUGCCGCGACCGCAGCGAAGAGGAGCGCAUGACCGAGGCCCGCAAGAACGAGCGUCUCCAGAAACGCCUGCUGGCGCUAAGCUCCGAGCUGGCCGACGCUCGUGACGAGAGCAAGAAGACCCCGAAUGACCUGAUCCACGACGAGAAUGUGAAGGCGGGCAGAGACAAAUACAAGACCCUGCGUCAGAUUCGGCAAGGCAACACAAAGCAGCGCAUCGACGAGUUUGAGUCUAUGUAAUGGCACUGUGAGAGUCGAUUGCAUUGCGACUAUGACCGUGUAUGAUGUAGAAAGAAAAAAACACUAUGCUAUUUAAGACUACAAACCAUGUGUUGCUGUAUUGUGAGUUAUGCCUGGUAAUCAGAGAUUGUAGAGCCUCCAGUGAUUGUAAUGUUGGUUGGGUCUGUUGGAUGUUUUGCUAAAGUGUCUAUCACAGGUGCAUAUUUUCACCUGUUGAUUAUUUUCAUUAUUUUAGAACUAUUUAAGUAAGUUCUGGUGCAAUAAGAUAUUCCACAUGUGCGCCGUAUAUUUACAACAAUUAAAUGUUGUGAUAUUAUAUAAUCAUUUGGAGAGUGAUUUCUCUAAAUGCAUAAAACUCCAAGGAAAUGUACUUCCUCUUGCUCUACCACGUGUGUAUGGCACGCUGAAGGGGACAAUAAAAACACUGUGUGUUGUAGUAUUACAUGAUUUAAAGGUAACGUCUGUUAUUUGGUUUCAGGUUGUUGAUAUUGGGGCUCAGCAGCUUAUCAAGCUAUACUCCAUCCAUGCUCAGACGCCUGACUGUGUUGAUUAAUGGGGAUUGUUUAUAGUUUGGAUUGCUUUAUAGGAUUAAAAAUGAGGACCUGUACCUUUUAAAUGAUGAUUUUGAAAAAGUUUACAGUGUAUUUUAAUACCGUCAGAUUUACAUACACAUACAUAGACAUACAGAUUUGAACACUAAAUGUUUAUGAAUAAUUUGUUACUUCAGUUCCUUAAUCAGUUACUUCAGUGACUUAAUGAGUUGUUGUUUUUUCCCCUUCUGUUUAUUGGAGACUAUCAAAACGGUGAAUGAUUAAUUUGUGAGUCCAUACUUGAUGUGUGAGGAGAAUACUUUGACCUUUCACAGCAUGCUUUGACCCCAGUUACAAAAUCAUGUGAAUGCCAUGUCUUAAAACAUGUUAAUAAUCGUUUCUGCCAUCCUCUGAAACACCUUUGCAUCUGUAGUAUGCACAUCUGUAGUAUGGACUGAAUAAUCUAACUGCAGAUAAACAAACACCGUGUUCCCAAAAGGCAACAUGUGACCUAGUUUAUUAGGGUUGUGUCACUGUGCUGGAUCUUUAUAGAAGCCAAUAAACACUGUGUACUGCAA